CCGCCCCUGGGCCGGAAGGAGAGGGAGGGAGAGAGGGAGGCACGCUGGUCACGUGGCUCCGCGAGGGACCCAGCGGGAGACGGGCGGGGCCGCGGGCCGGGUCACGAGGGGCCGGAAGUUGCGGCCCGUGCGGAUGCUCCGAGAUGGGGACCUCCCUGGACAUCAAGAUCAAGAGGGCGAAUAAAGUGUAUCACGCCGGGGAAAUGCUCUCUGGUGUGGUGGUCAUCACUAGCAAGGACUCCGUCCAGCACCAGGGUGUGUCCUUGACAAUGGAAGGGACUGUAAACCUGCAGCUCAGUGCCAAAAGUGUGGGCGUGUUCGAAGCCUUUUACAAUUCCGUGAAGCCCAUCCAGAUCCUCAGCAGUACUAUAGACGUGCUGAAGCCAGGAAAGCUGCCCAGCGGCAAGACCGAGAUUCCCUUUGAGUUUCCUCUGCAUGUGAAGGGCAGCAAAGUCCUGUACGAGACCUACCACGGCGUGUUUGUGAACAUCCAGUACACACUGCGCUGUGACAUGCGGCGGUCCCUGUUGGCCAAGGACCUGAGCAAGACCUGUGAAUUCAUCGUUCACUCUGCUCCUCAGAAGGGGAAGCUGACCCCAAGUCCUGUUGACUUCACGAUCACCCCGGAAACCUUGCAGAACGUCAAAGAGAGGGCCUCACUCCCCAAGUUCCUCAUCAGAGGCCAUCUGAACUCCACCAACUGUGCCAUCACACAGCCCCUGACAGGAGAGCUGCUGGUGGAGCACUCAGACGCCGCCAUCCGGAGCAUAGAGCUUCAGCUGGUCCGGGUGGAGACCUGUGGGUGUGCAGAAGGCUAUGCCCGUGAUGCCACAGAGAUCCAGAAUAUCCAAAUCGCUGAUGGGGACAUUUGUAGAGGUCUUUCUGUCCCUCUGUACAUGGUCUUCCCCCGACUGUUCACCUGCCCAACCCUGGAGACCACUAACUUCAAAGUGGAGUUUGAGGUCAACGUGGUGGUCCUUCUUCAUGCUGACCACCUCAUCACAGAGAACUUCCCGCUGAAGCUCUGCCGGACAUAGUCCAGCUGCAGGAAGGGGACAGCCAGGGUGGCCACGUGGACAUCUAUGCGGUCAUCUGCCCACACGUGGACAUCUAUGUGAUCAUCUGUUCACACGUAGACAUCUGUCUGAUCAUCUGUUCACACGUGGACAUCUAUGCGGUCAUCUGCCCACACGUGGACAUCUAUGUGAUCAUCUGUUCACACGUGGACAUCUGUCUGGUCAUCUGUUCACACGUGGACAUCUAUGUGGUCAUCUGCCCACACGUGGACAUCUAUGUGAUCAUCUGUCCACACGUGGACAUCUAUCUGAUCAUCUGUUCACAUGUGGACAACUGUGCGGUCAUCUGCCCACACGUGGACAUCUAUGUGGUCAUCUGUUCACACGUGGACAUCUAUGUGAUCAUCUGUUCACACGUGGACAUCUAUGUGAUCAUCUGUUCACACGUGGACAUCUAUGUGAUCAUCUGCCCACACAUGGACAUCACACAGGCUGCUGAGGCCCCACCCCUGGGGGUCUAUAUUUUCAUGAUUUCUGCUCAUUGCUUGUUUCCUUUAGGUGCCUAGCCUCAGCCUUUCCUCUGGAAUGUAACAGGAUUUCCUCAUGUGCGUUGCAAGAUCACAGAAAACAUUUCCCACAGCCCCAGAUGUGCCUGUUUCUUUUUAGGUUCAGUAAAGCAGCUCUCUUUACUGAACCCCUCUCCAACUCCUACAACAAAGGGUGGGCAGUCAGCAGGCUCACAGAUUGAACCUGUGGAACCCUCCAAGGAGUGACCGUGACUUCACCUUGAUAAUGUCUCACUAGAACUUCAGAUGGCUUUAGGGAUCAAGAAAGCAACAACAGCUAGUCCUUGUUCUCCCAGGAGUGAGGGAACCUGUGAAUGCUGGAGUUCUUGUGCCCUGUUGAGCGGCACGCACACUUAAAUCUGCCAUAUUCCCAGAGAACACUUAAAGGCAAGGAGGGUGCCCAAGGGAAGAACACAUAUGGAUGGCUGCUUGUUGCUAGGUAACUUCUGAGUGACAGGAGACCACGCUGAGGAAGGACUUGGCCUGGCCCUGACCCGAGGGACCUGUGCUUUGACCCAGGGUUGUGACGUGAAGAGUCUGCCCUCGCGUCACACUGUACCGCAGACUGCGUGGAGAGUGUGUUGUAAUGCUUCCUUCCCUCCCAUGCUGCUGUUCUGUUGGUCAUGGUCAGGGAGCACUCUGCACUGGCUGGCCUGCCUUCACAGCUUCUGAGGGGCAGCUGCCUGCACUGCCAUUGUCCUGUGACGGCUGACACGGAACCGGGCCUCCCCGGGAGACUGAGGAGACAUAACAGAGCCACCAGACAGUGGGUUCCAAGACGCUGUAUUUUUGAUCUGUCUCUUUUUUAUGCUUACAUCAUAAUACUUAUCUAUCCUUGAUGUAUUUAAACAAUCAAGUAGCCGAAAAUAGAGGCCACACUUUCUGGUCAGUUUACAAGGAAAAGUCAUCUUUAAUGACAUAGUUUUUUUUUUUCAAUGAAUAAAGAAUGCUAAGUGAUUUUUAAAA
Mesocricetus auratus (golden hamster) is the source of this 2548-nucleotide messenger RNA. It is a transcript of the gene Vps26c, whose product is annotated as VPS26 endosomal protein sorting factor C. Gene Ontology annotation, biological process: intracellular protein transport. Bases 144 to 1037 code for a protein of 297 amino acids. The record is from RefSeq and is a predicted model, not a curated record. The transcript is spliced from 8 exons. Gene Ontology annotation, cellular component: endosome. Lineage: Eukaryota; Metazoa; Chordata; Mammalia; Rodentia; Cricetidae.